AUGGCCAAGCCUCUUCCCAUUGAAGGACAUUUGGAGACACCUCCAAUUGAACACGAGUAUAUAAAAGCCCUAAUUGCGGAACUGGAAGGAGGCAAGAAAAUGUGCGCAAACUGCAGACAUACCGGUUGUUGGAUAUUUCUGGGAGUGCUCUAUCUAAUUGCCGCUGCUGCUGAUGGACAGACGGUGUGCGCGCCCAGGGCUUCUGGUUCCGCUCCUCCAGUCUUCGACCUUCGCACACUGUCUAUGUCCACACCAGAAGUCCAACAGAUGAUCAAUGAAACGGGCUCUCAAAUCACCGACCACGAUCUAGCUGCCUUUGUCAAAGGAAAGAAUGAAUCUGGUCCGAGAAUAACCUGUCAAGGCUUGUACGAAUUUAUCUCCACCUUCCAUGCACCUGCAGCAAGUGACGAUCCCACCCACGGAAUUGAGGCACACUCUGGAGCAUUUUCGGUGAAACCGAUGGUAUGGAUCGCCUCAGUCGUUGCUGUGGUGAUAAUCAGUGCUGUGGGACUGCUUGGCGUGGCAGUGGUGCCAUUAGUCAACAAGAGUUACUACAAUAAUGUCAUUCAAUUUCUUGUGGCAUUGGCAGUUGGAUGUCUAACCGGUGAUGCAUUUCUACACCUUUUACCUCAUGCAAUAUCAGGUAGUCAUGGACAUUCCCACGAUGAAGGAGGAGGCGAAGAAGCUGCCGAAGAGCGUAUUGCCGUUCUAAAAGGCCUACUGGGGUUAGGUGGUAUCUACUUUUUCUUCCUUGCCGAGAAAUUGGUCGGUACCAUUUCGGAGUACCGCACGGAGAAGGCGGCUGAAAAGGAGGAGCGUGAAAGAAUUUUAAAAAAUCCUCGAAGAUCCUCCGGAGGUAUUCGUCGCCUUAGCACCUUCCGUGAAUCCAUCUCGGUGAACUCCUCCUUUCGUCGGGGUUCACGCCUUCCACCAACUCCUGAGAUUGGCAAUAUUCGAAGAACUUCACGGGCGCCCUCCAUAAUUGCCGAUGACAUUCUCACCACUGGUCUAACUGCCAAAGCCAUGAAGACGGUGGAUGUGUUGAACGCCUACAUCGAGGAAGGCGAGGCUGAGGAUGAAGAGGAGGAGCAACGCAGCAAGACAUCAAGUGGACCGACCCUCCAAGUGCCAGGACUCAAACCUAUGCCAGAAAUCAAGGUCAUCAGUGACUCUAAGGGGGACAUGGAGGACGCACAUAAGCCAGGUCACGGACACGGUCAUUCACAUGAUCCAAUCGCGGACGACAGUACAAUCACAACAAAGGAGAUAACUAUGGGUGCUCAUGGUCACUCACAUAAUCUUUCUACGUCAAUGGCAUCAGUGGCAUGGAUGGUGAUCAUGGGUGAUGGCUUGCAUAACUUCACAGAUGGAAUGGCAAUCGGUGUUGCCUUUGCCGAUAGUAUCGCUGGUGGCAUUAGUACAACUGUCGCUGUCUUCUGCCAUGAACUACCUCAUGAACUCGGUGAUUUCGCGGUUCUUCUAAAAACUGGCAUGGGAAUAAAAGAGGCGCUCUUCUUCAACGUGGUCUCCUCUAUCCUCUGUCUAAUCGGCAUGCUAGUGGGAAUCGGAGUGGGCAAUGUGGAGGCGGCCUCUGCGUGGAUAUUUGCCUUUACCGCUGGCACCUUUGUCUAUAUUGCUCUCGUCGAUAUGCUGCCGGAGUUGAAUUCAUUCCAAGUAAAACCGGGACAAAGUCGGAUUGUGCAGAUGAUAAUACAAAACGCCGGAUUAAUUACAGGUGCUGGCAUCAUGCUCAUUAUUGCCAUGUUCGAGGAGCAACUUCUGCAUCUGGUUGGUUAG
This is a messenger RNA of Echinococcus granulosus, 1797 nucleotides long. RefSeq names its product Zinc transporter ZIP10. Gene Ontology annotation, molecular function: zinc ion transmembrane transporter activity. Gene Ontology annotation, cellular component: membrane. The record is from RefSeq and is a predicted model, not a curated record. The transcript has 12 exons. Gene Ontology annotation, biological process: zinc ion import across plasma membrane; intracellular zinc ion homeostasis. NCBI's taxonomy places the organism in Eukaryota, Metazoa, Platyhelminthes, Cestoda, Cyclophyllidea, Taeniidae. The coding region runs from base 1 to 1797 and encodes 598 amino acids.